AUGCCGGUUAUUGUAGGUGGACCUUAUGGGCAGUCUCAGCCCAGUUGCUUUGACAAAAUAAAGGUGGGCUUCAUGAUGGGGUGCACAGUGGGCAUGGUAGCCGGAGCAGUCUUUGGCACUGUCUCCUGUUUAAGAGUUGGAAUGAGAAGACAAGAACCUAUUGACGGCAUUGGAAAGACCCUGAUGCAAAGCAGUUACCCCUUUGGGAUAUUUAUGCCCAUUGGAAUGGGGAUUUGGUGUUGA
This is a messenger RNA of Staurois parvus, 243 nucleotides long. NCBI's taxonomy places the organism in Eukaryota, Metazoa, Chordata, Amphibia, Anura, Ranidae. The record is from the annotation of a GenBank genome assembly.